GCUUGAUUAUACCUCAGGGGAGCCUUAAAGCCCAAUCCUUUUUUGUCCUUCUGCUGUAAGUUUCAUUCCGUCUUCUUGUUUUGUUCUUUCAUCUUUUCGGCAACCAGAUAGGCAAACACAGGAGAAGGGCGAUGGAGUUGGAUAAUUUCGCACCUAUAUUUGGAGAACCGAAAAUUGAGUGGGCUGGCUCGGGUUCAGGUCGAGUGAUUCGGUUCUUGUUCCAUGUCUUCGCUCCUGAUUCCUCUAACCUAUUUAUCCAUGCCACCGAUUUUCACUCCAGUACUUGGGAGGCUAAACGCUCCGUGUUGCAGCUUGAGGACAUGAGGGAUGAAAUUGGAGUAGGGGGCUCGUGGUCUGAGUUCAUUGACUAUGUUGUCUCGUCCAUUAAAUCUGAAGAUGUCAAGCUUGUUCUGGAGGGAUUUUCAGACUCAGAUGAUGUUGCAAGUGCAAGAUUAGUGGCCCAAAAAUCGAAAGGGAUGCCUCUAAUCUCCAUUUCUCUCACAAGACUCAAGGGAUCUGUUGCUUCUAAGGCUAUGGAAAAUCUAUCUUUACAGCUCUUCAAAGAUUUCAAAAGCAUGCAACAACUACUUAUAAAUGAGCAAGAAUGGUCUCUUCAACUAACAAAAGUGAUAUUGGCUGAGAAGGAAAGGAAUGAAAGUAUUCAGAACCAACUGUUGAAUCUAGAAAGACAGAAAUUGCAAAAGAUGGAAUCCUCUGAAAAAGAUAAACAACCAUCACAAAGUUCGAUCUCAGCCAAAGUUGCUAAUCGUGUCAUUCCAGCAUACCGCAGGGCAAAGGUAAGGGGUGCUUUACUACAAGAAACUGAAGAUGACAAAGAUAACUAGAGUAAGAGAAAUGACAGUUUUAUCACUUUGAGUAUUAGCUGAAUCAAAGCCUCCAUUUAUGACCAUGCGAAUGAGUAAUCAAAGCAACACUAAAGAAUUUGGUCAUAUUAGAGCAUCACACUAACACACUAGAAGGAGAGUUCAUGUAAAUGCUGGUUAUCUUCCAAUUUCUCAUAUUCUGUUUACAAAGAUGUAUUAGGUAUUUUCACAUAGAUAGUUUUGAUUUCUUGAUAAGGGAGACUUAUUGUUGUGCUUUUAACAAUCUCGCAAAUACUGCCAGUUAAUUAUCAGCUCUAUUUUUUGUUAUAGAUGCUGGAAAUGGUUAUUGAGUGUAGUUUUUUAAUUUUUGGAUGAUUUGGAAAUUUUUUAUGGUGUAUUUUCUUGGUCAUCAAAGAUGAUAUGAUGCAUAUUAAAGUAUAUAAUACAGCUAUUUGUAAAGGCAA
Messenger RNA from Mangifera indica (mango), 1288 nucleotides. RefSeq lists its product as uncharacterized. The record is from RefSeq and is a predicted model, not a curated record. NCBI's taxonomy places the organism in Eukaryota, Viridiplantae, Streptophyta, Magnoliopsida, Sapindales, Anacardiaceae. The coding region runs from base 132 to 845 and encodes 237 amino acids. The transcript is spliced from 7 exons.